Molecule: messenger RNA, 2479 nt
Organism: Tetranychus urticae (two-spotted spider mite)
Lineage: Eukaryota; Metazoa; Arthropoda; Arachnida; Trombidiformes; Tetranychidae
Biological process (GO): response to reactive oxygen species; lipid metabolic process
Cellular component (GO): cytoplasm
Molecular function (GO): pigment binding
Source: RefSeq, a predicted model, not a curated record
UGAGCUCAAUGUAAUUAAUAAUUUUACAAGCAAUUAUCAUUCUGUGCAACUCGAGUUUAUUAAUCAAUAUGAUGAAUACAAUGACAUUUUUCAGGUGAAAAAUGCGAGCUUCCAAUGAAUAAAACUUCCUAAUAUUGAAUUCCAUUGAAUGUUAACAAUUGCAUGAUGUUUUUUAAUUGCAAUAUGUCCAUAAAUGUCUAUGCUUGCAUGGGAAAAUUGGAAUACUUCUUGGAAUAUGAUUUUGAUUCGAUAAUCAGCAAAAUUCGAGUUAAAUUUGGAUAAUUCUGCUUAAUUAUGAUACCAACAUGCAAGUUUUCAUUGUUUUCAUUGUUAGUCGAAACGAUUUAUCACAAUAUGUUUUAAAGAAUCUCAGAGUUAAUAAGAAAAACUAAAAAAGCACUGAAUUAUCUUUGGGCAUUAUUCGGUAUUUAAAUGCUUGUGCGAGACAAGGAGUAGCAACAGACUUUCAUAGUUAGUUAAACAGUUGACUUGUGAAUUACAAUGAGAAUGUACGUUUUUGUUUUUCUUUUGUGUGCUCUUGUGGCUGUUGGACAGUCUGCUAAGGUUGAUGGACCUUGUCCAAUCAAGAUCACACAGAUUCAAACUUUUGACCAUCAAAGAUAUUUGGGUGGAUGGUAUGAUGUUUAUACUGGUUCCAACUCGUAUGUGAGGGAUUGUGGCAGUGAUUCGGGAUGUCAAGCGACCUACUAUCGUGCGUAUGAUGAUGAUACUCAUUCAUUCUACCUCAACUAUUAUUUCGGAUCGGAUUACACGGGUUUAUGCUCAUUCCCAAUCUACACAACUGAUACUGAUGUUGAUGCUCGUCUGUUUUACGAUACAGAUUUCACUAGUCUGUACAUUUUAGACACUGAUUAUGACAGUUAUGCAGUUGAAGUUGGAUGUUCCAAUGACGAUGGUCUUACCCAUGAAGAGAGAGUCUUUAUAAGAUCACGAAAUACGACUAUUUCAGACGAGUUACGAGAUCAAUUGGUCGAGAAGGUAGUUGAUUUUGGAUUUGCUGAACCAGAUUUGAUCGCUCAUAACUUUACUGGCUGCCCAGAUUGGCAUCCAGGCUUUUGGCAUAAAGAUUGACAUUAUAUAAAUUAACAAUUUUAAAAUGUUAUUCAAAAAUGGUUUUUAUAUUAUUCAACACAAUUUUUCAAUAAAUUAGAAUCGAAAAAAACAAAUUGUCAUGCAUUUAAGUGAUUUGAUCGACUUUAAUACAACAAUUAGAGUAUUGAUCUUGCUUAGCAAAGUUUAUCGUACUACAUUCAAUUGUUGUUCAUCGAUUUUCAGAAUGAACAAUUAAGUAGAAGCACAAUCGGAUCGGCUAAAUUAACAAGUCAAUUCGGUUACUUCUCUAACGAAAGUCGUUCUUCAAACAAUCUAUGAGCUCAAAAGCAGUUGUUAAUUUAGAAUUGAAUUGAUGAAAUGUAACAUGAUUUGAAUCAAAGCCACAAACUUCUCCGAUACUGUACCAAUGAAAUACUUAAUAUUUAAGACAAAAUUCAGACCAUUGGUAUGCAACUCGAGUUUAUUGCAAACAAUUACAAUUCAUAGCUCAAAAAAGUGAUCUUCCAAUGAAUAAAACUUAAUCUUAAUAUUGAAUUCGAUUCGAUGUUAACAAUUGAAUGAUAUUUUUUAAUCGCAAUAUAAAUGAAGUUGACCUAAUUUGCAUUGCAAUUUAGUGACUUGAAGAAUAAAUGCUCGUGAAAGUGUUUAUUUUUGUGUUCGUUUCAAGUGUUUGCAGAGCUUUGACUAAACAGAUUGAAACUUGGUUCAAUUGCGAUUCAAAAAGUUUACAUAAGAGACAGAAUGACUCUUUUACUGUACUUUUGAUAGAUCACAACAUGAAUUGACUCUUUAGUUUGAUUGCGAUUUGUCAGAUAAAAAGGUUCGAAGGGCUGCUCAUUAUGGGUUUCUGAUCAAUGCUGAAUCUGGUUUGCUCGUUUAAUAGUGGAAAUACAAAUGCAUCGCAAAUUUGAGUUUACAUAUCAAGUUAAAAUGCUGAUGCAAAAAUGAUUUAUUCAAUUUUUUCAAUUGUUAUUGAAUUUUCUUGCUGUUGCAUUGCUCAUGUUUACAAAUCGUAUUCAAGGUUCUAUUCAAGAGUUUUAUAAGAUAACAUGAAGGUUGCGGCUCAAAUCAUAGCGACCAGGAAUGAAAUGAUUGAAAUUGUAGGAAAUGUAAAAAGAUCUAACAAGGGAACCUUGCGAACUGUUAAUCGCCGAAUUGAAUCAAACCUAUCUCAUCGUGUAGAGCAUCAUUGAUAAUGAAAAAGUGAAACGUCGUUUUUCUGCCUAAAGCCUAUUCCCGGUACAGUGAGCGAUCAAAUUUCGAAAAAUUCGCCAAUAUCAAUGCAAGUGUGAUUUCUGAAUCUCUUUUGAAUUUCACCAAACAUAUUUCAUCUUGUAGAGCACCUUCGAUUAUUAAAAAGUGAAACUCAGUUUUUAUAUAUAAAUCUUAUUUCAAGUGCAAAUCA